Sungouiella intermedia is the source of this 1272-nucleotide messenger RNA. The record is from the annotation of a GenBank genome assembly. Lineage: Eukaryota; Fungi; Ascomycota; Pichiomycetes; Serinales; Metschnikowiaceae.
AUGCUGGUACGAACAUUGAAGAAUUCUCUCCAAUCGAUCAAUAGAAGUCCAUUGGACUUUUCAACCGAUAUUCUCAUUAUUGGGGGUUCUUACGCGGGACUUUCUGCUUUAGUUGCAUUAAAAAACCAUUUCAUCGAAAGAGCCAGUCCACAAAAGCUCAAAGUCACCAUGAUUGAGCCGAGAGCCGGGCUUUUGAACAUUUUGGGCAUUCCUCGUUCCAUUGUUGACACAGAGUUUGCAAAGACCCAAUAUAUUCAAUUUCAGAACCUAAAUGAUAUUCGAUUCGAUUGUUUGGUUUCAAAUGACAAAUAUGUUCUUGAAAAUCUCGGUCAACACAUUUCGCCCAACAACAACAACUUCAUUGAGAUUACAUUUGUCCAGGGUGUUGUGACGGGGUUUAAUGAAUCCCGGGCUGAGUAUCACUUAAACGGAGACAGCAGAAAUAUUUGCAAGAUAGAUUAUGAUUAUGUUGUCGCCGCUUGUGGAAGAAAUAGAAGCUGGCCUACGUCACCCGUAGCCUACAACUACGAGAGCUACAUGAAAGAAAUGGUAGAGUUCAACGAAAAUGUUGAAAAGUGCAAUAUUGUUACAGUUGUUGGAGCAGGUGCCGUGGGAAUCGAAAUCGCCGGAGAUGUCAAAACAAAAUAUCCUGAAAAAGUGGUCAACCUAAUCCAUCCCCAUGACUCCUUUCCACCGGAGCCGUUAACCGAAAAAUUUAGAGAGGCAAUUCGAGACUCUCUCGAAAGAGCAAAGGUGAAUGUUAUGACUGGGUUGAGAGUGAAGAAGACUGGGGACCUCAAACGUAUCGAAUUUACCACCGGUGGGUCCAUUAAAACUGACUUCACAUAUUGGUGCACGUCAUUCCAGAACAACACCAAUAUCUUUGCCGAUUCAUUUGAGAGUUUUGUGUCUCCCAAAAACAAUAUCUACGUUAAUGAGUACCUUCAGCUCUUCCAUCCUGAGAAUCAUCACCUUGUGAAGAAUGUUUUUUGCAUCGGUGACUUGGUGGAAGUUCCCAUCAUCAAGUCCGCCGGUUGGGCUCUUUAUAUGGGACGACAGGUUGCUAACAAUUUAACCUCCUUGAUCUUCGACGAUCAUCUCAUUGAGGCAUUUCCAGAUCUCACGCAAAUGCCCAGGGGAAUGGUUCUUGUUGCUGGAAAUGGCGAAAUUGUCUCGGAGUUAACGGGAGAGGUGGAGGUCAACCACCAGGGAUAUGUCGAGGAGUACAAGGAUUAUUGCAUUGGAAAAAUUAGGGCGACGCUAGGAGCAUAG